Molecule: messenger RNA, 2703 nt
Organism: Colletotrichum karsti
Lineage: Eukaryota; Fungi; Ascomycota; Sordariomycetes; Glomerellales; Glomerellaceae
Product: chitin synthase I
Exons: 3
Coding region: 1-2703 (900 amino acids)
Cellular component (GO): cell periphery; cell septum
Molecular function (GO): chitin synthase activity
Source: RefSeq, a predicted model, not a curated record
AUGGACCCUCGUUACCACCGCACGCCCUCGCCGGGCCAGCCUGUCCAACAUGGCUACCAGUUGGAGGACAACCCGUUCAACAACGGCCAAUAUCACCAGUCUCAAGCAUCGCACCUCGACGACCCCUACGCGAGGCAAAACCAGCUUGAUGUCCCUCUGCCACCUCCGGGCCGUUUUGGCACACCCAGUGACAACCUUCAACUCAACGCUGCUCACUCAAUCGACAACCUGAGCGGGUACGAUUCAAGGAGUCACCAAGGCGACUACGGUGUGAACCCCGAAGCCCAUCACGAUGCCUACUACAACCAGCCCUACGAACCCUCUCCCCAUGACCCGAAUAUGCCUUACGACCAGCCCACGGCGUAUAGCGAGUUUGACGACAACCGCCCGAUGCUCGGUCACCAAGACAGCUCUCCCGCAGAUCCUUAUUCAGACACCCCUACACCUCAGCCCGCCGGCGGUAUCAAGAGAUGGAAGACGGUCAAGCAGGUGCUCUUGUACCGUGGAAACUUGGUUCUCGACUGCCCUGUGCCUCCGAGGCUCCUUAACCAGCUGCCUCACGGCGAGCGUGACGAAUUCACCCACAUGCGCUACUCCGCUGCCACUUGCGACCCCAACUACUUCUACGACGACAAUUUCACACUCAGACAGAAGCUGUUUUCCAAGCCGAGACAUACCGAGCUGUUCAUCGUUGUUACCAUGUACAACGAGGACGAGAUUUUGUUCGCGCGGACAAUGAUUGGUGUGCUCAAGAACAUCGAGUACAUGUGCAAUCGGAAGGAGAGCAAGACCUGGGGCAAGGACGCAUGGAAGAAGAUUGUCGUCUGCGUAGUCAGCGACGGUCGUGCCAAGAUCAACCCGCGAACAAGAGCGCUGCUGGCCGGUAUGGGUGUGUACCAGGAGGGCAUUGCGAAACAACAGGUUAACGGCAAGGAUGUUACCGCUCAUAUCUACGAGUACACGUCCCAGGUCGGAAUGUCGAUCAAGAACGACGUCGUCACCCUGGUGCCCAAGCAGCAGCCCGUUCAGAUGCUGUUCUGCUUGAAGGAAAAGAACCAGAAGAAGAUCAACUCCCACAGAUGGUUCUUCCAGGCGUUCGGCCGUGUUCUGGACCCCAACAUUUGCGUCCUCAUCGAUGCCGGUACCAAGCCAGGAGGAAACUCCAUCUACCAUUUGUGGAAGGCCUUCGACCUGGAGCCCAUGUGCGCAGGCGCAUGCGGUGAGAUCAAGGCCAUGUUGGGAACUGGUGGAAAGCACCUUCUCAACCCUCUCGUUGCGACACAGAACUUCGAGUACAAGAUGAGCAACAUUCUCGACAAACCCCUGGAAUCCGCUUUCGGCUUCAUCUCUGUCUUGCCUGGUGCCUUCUCCGCCUACCGCUACGUUGCCCUCCAGAACGACAAGAACGGCCAAGGUCCCCUGGAGAAGUACUUUGCCGGUGAGAAGCUCGAGGGUGCCGGCGCUGGUAUCUUUACGUCAAACAUGUACCUCGCUGAAGAUCGUAUCCUUUGCUUCGAGCUUGUUACCAAGCGCAACUGCCACUGGAUUCUGCAGUACGUCAAGUCCGCUACUGGCGAGACUGACGUGCCAGACACCGUCACGGAAUUGGUUCUCCAGCGUCGUCGUUGGCUGAACGGAUCCUUCUUCGCUGCCAUCUACGCCAUUGCUCACUUUUACGAAUUCUUCCGGUCCGAUCACUCCCUGCUGCGCAAGCUCAUGUUCUUCGUCGAGUUUGUCUUCAACACUAUCAACAUGAUCUUCGCCUGGUUUGCUAUCGGUAACUUCUUCCUGGUUUUCAAGAUUCUUACUACGAGUCUGGGCGACGACGACUUGCUUGGUAGGACAGGCGAGAUCCUUGGCGUUGUCUUCACUUGGCUCUACGGUAUAUCUCUGAUCACAUGUUUCGUCCUGUCGAUGGGUAAUCGUCCUGCGGGAUCCGGGCCGUACUACAUUACGAUGGUCUACUUCUGGGCAUUUAUUAUGAUCUACUUGCUCUUUGCAGCCGUCUUCAUUGCCGUUAAGGCCAUUUUGAAGGAUGUGAACGACUCCACCGGCUUCAGUGUGAACGAGCUCUUCACAAACCCAGUCUUCUACACCCUCAUCAUCUCCGUCUUGUCGACGUACGGUAUCUGGUUCAUCGCCUCGUUGCUCAUGUUCGACCCCUGGCACAUGUUCACGUCGUUCGUGCAGUAUAUGCUCCUGACGCCUACGUACACGAACAUUCUCAACGUCUACGCUUUCUGCAACACUCACGACAUUUCCUGGGGUACCAAGGGUGACGACAAGGCCGAGAAGCUACCGACUGUCAGCACCAAGGAUGGCUCUGGAAAGACCGACCUGCCAGAUGAGGCCGAUUUGAACGCUCAGUACGAGCGUGAACUCGGCGUCUUCAGCACCAAGUUUGUCGCGGAGGUCAAGGCACCCUCGGAAGCACAGAAGGCAGAGGCGCAGAUGGACUACUACCGUGGUGUUCGUUCCGUGGUCGUGCUGGCCUGGAUGAUUACCAACUUCGGUCUUGCGGCCGUCGUUCUCAGUGCGGCUGGCUUGGAGCGUAUCAGCCCCUCGUCAAACAGCACCGAAGACCCCAACGGCCGCGCCAACAUCUACAUGUCCGUCGUGUUGUGGUCUGUCGCCGGUCUCUCGGCCUUCAAGUUCAUCGGCGCCAUGUGGUUCCUCGUUGUCCGCAUGUUCAGAGGCGUCUAA